Messenger RNA from Armigeres subalbatus, 1740 nucleotides. RefSeq lists its product as uncharacterized. The record is from RefSeq and is a predicted model, not a curated record. NCBI's taxonomy places the organism in Eukaryota, Metazoa, Arthropoda, Insecta, Diptera, Culicidae.
AUGUACAUUCACACAGGGGCAGCCAAUCUGAUUGAGUUAAUUCCGCCCACGUCUGUUGCUCAUCACGCUCCACCGCACUGCGCCCCUCCCCCAGGCCCUACCGACGGAGCAAUGUCAUCACCAUCGCAUCUUCAGCAGAGCGGGGGAAAAAAGGACUAUGGAUACGUUUCUGCCGCCGAGACCAUGCCGGAUCCAAUAUCGAGUGUCGGUGAAAGUGGAUUCCUGAGAAAGGACCACACCCCCACCCUCACACCCACCUUUCACUUCACCCCACUUCCCCACCUUAACCUUACCCUUGCUUCACCCUUUUUACUCUCACUCUCACCUCACUUCACUCCCCACCCCAUUCCCCACCCCACCCCCACCCCACCCCACCCCAACCCCACCCCACCCCCCCCCAACCCCCACCCCCCACCCCACCCCACCCCACCCCACCCCACCCCACCUCACUCCCCUGAACCCCACCCCACCCCACCCCACCUCACCCCUCACCCCACCCCACCCCACCCCACCCCACCCCACCCCACCCCUAACCCCCCCCCACCCCCCCCACCCCAACCCACCCCACCCCACCCCACCCCAACCCAACCCCCCCCACCCCACCCCACCCCACCCCAACCCAACCCACCCCAACCCACCCCCCCACCCACCCCACCCCACCCCACCUCACCCCACCCCCCCCACCCCACCCCACACCACCCCCCACCACACCCCACCCCCCCCCCCCCCCCACCCCCCCCACACAACCCCCCCACCCCCCCAACCCCUCCCCACCCCAACUCCCCCCCAACCCCCCCCCCCCCCCCCCCCCCCCCCCCCCCCCCCACCCCCCCACCCCCCCCCACCCCCCCCCCACCCCCACCCCACCCCCCCCCCCCCCCCCCCCCCCCCCCCCACCCAACCCCACCCACACCCACCCCAACCCCACCCCACCCCAACCCCAACCCCAACCCACCCCCACCCACCCCAACCCCACCCCACCCCACCCCAACCCCACCCACACCCCCCCCCACCCCACCCCACCCCACCCCACCCCCCCCACCCCACCCCCACCCACCCCACACCAACCCCACCCCACCCACACCCACCCCCAACCCACCACCCAACCACCCACCCCCCACCCCACCCCCCCCCCCACCCCACCCCAACCCCACCCCAACCCCACCCCCACCCCCACCCCACCCCCCCCCCACCCCACCCCCACCCCACCCCACCCCCACCCCCCCCCCACCCAAACCCCACCCCACUCACCUCACCACCUCACCCCCACCACCCCACCCCACCCCACCCCCACCCCACCCCCACCCCCCCCCACCCCACCCCCCCCCACCCCACCCCACCCCCACCCCACCCACCCCACCCCCACCCCACCCCAACCCCUGGCCCCACCCCACCCCCACUCCCAACCUCACCCCCCACCCCACCCCACCCCCACCCCACCCCACCCCACCCCCCCCCACCCCCACCCCACCCCCACCACCCCACCCACCCUCACCCCCUUUUACCCCACCCCCACCCCAACCCUCACCCCACCCCACCCCACCCCACCCACGCCCACCCCAUCCCCACUCACCCCACCCACCCCACCCACUCACCACCCCAGCCACCCACCACCUGGAAGUCCACACCGCCAUCGAUGUCUCGCUGUGGUCUGUGGAAGACGAUCCCAUCGAUAGUAACCGCCGACACCACCGUGCCAAAACCCACUCGUUGACGCUUAAACAAAGCCAACUGGACUGA